AUGGGUGAUCUGGAAAAAAUAUUUUACGACUUUUGUGAUUCAGUUAAGAAAGGGUCAAGAACUGCAACAGACAAAACCAUUAAAAAAAUCUGUACCGACUGUAAUAUCUAUACGAAAUCAUUUAAUGCAAAUGCCGUCGAUAUUGCUUUUUGCAAACAUCUUAAAAGUGCCAAAAAAGACGUUGAUUUCUCUGAUUUUGUAAGAUUUGUCGAAGGAGCAAUGGCAGAAGAGUAUGCAAAACAAAAAAAUAUAUCUACAACUGACGCAUCGAAUGAAAUAAAAAACAAAAUAAUCAGUACUUCCGGUCCAAAAUCUCAUGGAGCUACUCAAGCUAGUAAAGAUUCGGCGACAUCACGUCUCACUGAUGUAAAAGGAUAUACAGGCUCUCAUAAAGAACGGUUUGAUACUGAAACUGGUAAAGGUAAAGGAAUCGAGGGACGAGAGUAUGUCAUGGAUGAAAAAGCGGCUUCCGGUUAUGUUGGAGGCUAUAAAGGGAAGAACACAUAUGACAAAACCCACUAA
Schistosoma intercalatum is the source of this 522-nucleotide messenger RNA. The record is from the annotation of a GenBank genome assembly. NCBI's taxonomy places the organism in Eukaryota, Metazoa, Platyhelminthes, Trematoda, Strigeidida, Schistosomatidae.